Synchytrium microbalum is the source of this 1062-nucleotide messenger RNA. RefSeq lists its product as uncharacterized. The record is from RefSeq and is a predicted model, not a curated record. NCBI's taxonomy places the organism in Eukaryota, Fungi, Chytridiomycota, Chytridiomycetes, Synchytriales, Synchytriaceae. Gene Ontology annotation, molecular function: peptidyl-prolyl cis-trans isomerase activity; protein binding. The transcript has 4 exons. The coding region runs from base 1 to 1062 and encodes 353 amino acids. Gene Ontology annotation, biological process: protein peptidyl-prolyl isomerization; protein folding.
AUGGUCGUUCGAGUCUUUUUCGACAUCACAAUCGGCAGCGAGGAUGUGGGCCGAAUCGUAUUCGAGCUGUACACGGGUGUUGUGCCGAAGACCGCUGAAAACUUCAGAGCUCUAUGCACUGGUGAAAAGGGUGUUGGACGAGAAGGCAAACCAUUGCACUUUGCCAAUUCAACCUUCCACCGUAUCAUAAAGUCAUUCAUGCUGCAAGGAGGUGAUUUCACUCGUGGAAAUGGAACUGGUGGUGAAUCCAUCUAUGGUGAAAAGUUCGACGACGAAAAUUUCGAAUUGAAGCAUGAAAAGGCUGGGCUCCUAUCUAUGGCAAACUCUGGACCAGGAACCAAUGGCUCCCAAUUCUUCAUCACGACCGUACCGACCCCUCAUUUGGAUGGUAAACACGUCGUGUUUGGACGAGUGAUCAAAGGAAUGGCUGUAGUUCGCAAGAUGGAGAAUACACCCACUGGGGCUAACGACGUACCCGAAAUGCCAGUCGUAAUUGCCAAAUGUGGAGAGCUAGCUGAGGGAGAAGAUGAUGGUGUAUCUAGCAACGCAGGAAUCCCAGACUAUCCUGAAGACUACGAAGGUGACACGUCAGAAUCUGGAAUGCUGUCUGUUGGAUCAACGCUGAAAGCCCUGGGCACUGAAAAGUUCAAGGCGGGGGACUAUAAAGCCGCUUUGAACGAGUAUAUGAAGGCUGUGAGGUAUCUAGAUGUAUUACCGAGUGAAUCUAAACAGGCAUUGUUGGUGCCGUGUUUGUUGAAUGCUGCUCAGGCUGCGUUGAAGGAUUCAAAUUGGAGCGUGGCUACGGAUACGGCUACUCGUGUGGUUGAUAUGCAGGAUGGGAAGGCCACGUUGUCUGAUGACGAUCGUGCCAAGGCAUUGUUUCGACGUGCGACUGCCCUGAAAGAACGAAAAGAUAUGGAGGCGGCUAUUGAUGAUCUUCAAAUGGCUGCAAAGAUAAAACCGGAAGAUGCGCUCAUCAAACGUGAACUGGUUGUUGUCCAGAAGCUCGUAAAAGAUAAAAAGGAUAAGGAGAAAAAGGCGUUUGCUAAAAUGUUUGAGUAG